AUGGGCGACCCAACCGACCUGGCUUCCUCGCUCAUGUCUAUGAACCUUGACUACGACGUUCUUAUCAUCGGAGCGGGUCUGUCAGGUCUCUAUAGCCUUAUAAGCAUGAGGAGACUGGGUCUUCGUGCCCGCGUUAUUGAAAGAGGAUCCAACGUUGGCGGUGUGUGGUACUGGAAUCGCUACCCUGGCGCACGCUUUGAUUCUGAGAGCUAUACAUAUGCAUUCACCUUCUCCAAGGAGCUUCUCGACGAGUGGAAUUGGAAAGAACAUUUCUCUGCCCAACCAGACACCUUGAGGUACAUCAAUUACAUCGCCGACAAAUUUGAUCUUCGACCACAGGUCGAAUUUCACGCAGAAGUCAAGUCUGCACAGUAUAGGGAGGAUUCCCAUUCGUGGUUAUUAACCGACCAGCGUGGACACACAUACACGUCACGAUUCCUCAUCAACGCCCUGGGUCCAUUGACUACGCCAACAUUACCUAACAUCCCUGGUGUCCACGACUACAAAGGCCUAGCAUACCACACGUCGCGCUGGCCCCAUGAACCGGUGAGCUUUGAGAACAAGAGAGUUGGCGUGAUCGGUACAGGCGCUACGGGAAUACAGACCAUUCAAGAGGUGGGGAAGACGGCCAAGUCUCUACAUGUCUUCCAGCGAACCGCAAACUGGACUGCUCCUAUGAGAAACAAUGACAUAACCCCGGAAGAGAUGAAAAUACUCCGUGCGAGCUAUCCUGAAAUUUAUAACAAAUGUAAAAAGAGUCCCAUGGGCUUUAUGUUUCAGCCUGAUCCACGGAAUACAUUCGAUGUCCCCCAGGAGGAGCGGCAGGCAUUCUGGGAAGAGCUCUACCAGACAAGAGGGCUGGCAAAGUGGGUGGGCAAUUUCAAAGACCUUUACAUGAACCAGGAGGCAAACGACGAGUUCAGCAAGUGGAUGGCCUACAAAGUCAGGCAAAGAGUCCAUGAUCCUGUGGUUGCAGAGAAACUGAUCCCCAAGGACCAUGGAUUCGGCCUUCGACGAGUGCCCCUCGAAAACAGGUAUUACGAGCUCUUUAAUCGAGAGAACGUUAAAUUGGUAGAUCUUCGCGAAACGCCAAUUACGAAGAUCACGGAACACGGAAUCAAAACCACUUCAGAGGAGAUUGAGCUCGACAUGAUCAUCUACGCCACCGGAUUUGAUGCGCUCACGGGUUCUUAUGAGGAGAUUGACUACCGUGGUGAGGACGGGGCGACUCUGAAGGAUAAAUGGGAGAAGGGGCCCCGGACAUACCUGGGGCUGACGGUGCGAGGAUUUCCCAAUAUGUUCAACAUCAUGGGACCUCACCAAGCCCUUGGGAAUAUUCCGCACUCUAUCGAGUACGCAGUACAGUGGGUCUCUCGGUUCAUGCAAUAUAUGCUAGACAACAAUAUCACCUAUAUCAACGCGGACAAGGAAGGCGAAGAAGAGUGGACGGAGCAUGUGUUCGGGUUAACCGAAGGCCUGCUGUCUGUCAAGAUCGAUUCGUGGAUGACUGGAGUCAACUCGAAUAGAGCCGGGAAGCAGCAAAGGAGAAUCAUACGGUACUAUGGCAGCAAUUUGGAGUUUCGGCGACGUUGUGAGGAAGCCGCUGCCAACGGGUACAAGCACUUUAUCCAGGCUUAG
Cladophialophora psammophila CBS 110553 is the source of this 1638-nucleotide messenger RNA. RefSeq lists its product as uncharacterized. The coding region runs from base 1 to 1638 and encodes 545 amino acids. Gene Ontology annotation, molecular function: NADP binding; flavin adenine dinucleotide binding; N,N-dimethylaniline monooxygenase activity. The transcript has a single exon. Lineage: Eukaryota; Fungi; Ascomycota; Eurotiomycetes; Chaetothyriales; Herpotrichiellaceae. The record is from RefSeq and is a predicted model, not a curated record.